This is a messenger RNA of Torulaspora globosa, 963 nucleotides long. RefSeq names its product Ant1p (gene ANT1). The transcript has a single exon. Bases 1 to 963 code for a protein of 320 amino acids. The record is from RefSeq and is a predicted model, not a curated record. Gene Ontology annotation, cellular component: peroxisomal membrane. NCBI's taxonomy places the organism in Eukaryota, Fungi, Ascomycota, Saccharomycetes, Saccharomycetales, Saccharomycetaceae. Gene Ontology annotation, molecular function: ADP transmembrane transporter activity; ATP transmembrane transporter activity. Gene Ontology annotation, biological process: ATP transport; peroxisome organization; transmembrane transport.
AUGGCGACACUUGAAGCAGCGUUCACGGGUGCGGUGGCGUCGUCGCUGGCCAAUGUGGUGGUGUAUCCAUUGGACCUGGCCAAGACGCUGUUGCAGACUCAGCUAAAGGAGAGCAAGGACGAGGAAGUGAAGGUCGACAAGGAAGAUGAGUACAAGAACACGGUUGAUUGCAUCUGGAAAGUGUUCAGAACAAGAGGCGUACUCGGUCUGUACCGGGGCAUGUCGACGUCCAUUCUGGGUAAUUUUAUCCAGAGCUUUUGCUACUUCUUCUGCUAUACGUUCCUGAGAAGGUACUACUAUGCGAUAAAGCUGGUGAGGUCGAAGAGCAAGGGCAAGCUGGUGUUUUCGACAGCAGAGGAGCUGGCUUUGGGGAUGGCAGCUGCAGCUGGGUCGCAACUGUUCACGGGCCCUGUCUCUGUGAUUUCUACGCGGCAGCAGACCAUCACCUCGCAGGACAGCAACGACACAAGUGCGACUAACAUUGCCAAGCAGAUUCUGAGGGAAAAUCAUGGCGACGUCCGGGCAUUCUGGAAGGGUCUCAAAGUGUCGCUCGUUCUCACUGUCAAUCCCUCGAUCACAUACGCAUCCUAUCAGAAACUGAAGAAGCUGUUGUUUUCCGUUGAUGAGUUCACUGAGGUUGGAUUGACCGCCAGACAGAACUUCAUACUCGGGGCGCUCUCCAAGAUGAUCUCCACGCUGAUCACCCAGCCUUUGAUUGUUUCCAAAGUGUCUUUGCAAAGAGCAGGUUCUCGCUUCACGAAUUUCCAGCAGGUUAUCUACUACCUUUACAAGCAUGAGGGCAUCCUCGCGCUUUGGAAGGGCUUGAGACCGCAGCUCGCCAAGGGACUGCUUGUGCAGGGCCUACUAUUUAUGUUCAAGGGAGAGCUUACCAAAGCACUGCGCAGAUUACUGUUUCUCUACUCCAGCUUUCUUGUCACCAGAAAUAAGCGUUUGCUUCUAUAA